AUGGAUAAAAAAAGUUUUUUAUUCGACGUGAAGAAACGAAAAGAAAUCAAGUUAGAAUUAUGGAGAAUUUGUCAAGAGAUGAGCAAUGAUUCGGGUGGCAGAAGGAUGGUGAGGCACAUCAGGCAAAGUGAAGGCAAAUUAUGUACCGUUAAAUUGGAUAAUUUUUCCACGGUCUGGCAGCAUAAUAAAUAA
Molecule: messenger RNA, 192 nt
Organism: Clunio marinus
Lineage: Eukaryota; Metazoa; Arthropoda; Insecta; Diptera; Chironomidae
Source: the annotation of a GenBank genome assembly